AUGGCGGCGCCGGAGGAGCGGCUCCUGUCGGACGGGGAAGGCGGCGCCCUGGGCUCGGCGCGGCUCUCCCCGCCCCCGGUCUCGGAGUCUCCCGAGGCUCUGGCGCCCUUGGAGCCGCCGCCUCAGAGCAACACGCUCAUGGGGCUGCCCAUCGUGGCGAUCGAGAGCAUCCUCAGCUUCCUGUCCUACGAUGAGACGAGCCAGCUCCGCCUGGUUUGUAAGCGAAUGGACUUGGUUUGUCAGCGAAUGUUAAAUCAGGGAUUUCUGAAAGUGGAAAGAUACCACAACUUGUGUCAAAAGCAAGUUAAAGCUCAGCUUCCAAGACGGGAGUCUGAAAGAAGAAACCAUUCAUUAGCUCGUCAUGCAGACAUCCUUGCUGCUGUAGAAACGAGACUCUCUCUGUUAAAUAUGACUUUCAUGAAGUAUGUGGAUUCAAAUCUCUGUUGCUUCAUACCUGGAAAGGUAAUAGAUGAAAUUUAUCGUGUGCUAAGGUAUGUAAACUCUACAAGAGCUCCUCAGAGAGCUCAUGAAGUUCUUCAAGAACUAAGGGACAUUUCCUCCAUGGCUAUGGAAUAUUUUGAUGAGAAGAUUGUUCCAAUACUGAAAAGAAAGAUGCCUGGGUCAGAUGUAUCGGGACGUCUGAUAGGAACUGCCCCAGUUCCAGGGCCUUCUGCAGCACUGACAACAAUGCAGCUGUUCUCCAAGCAGAACCCUUCAAGACAGGAAGUCACCAAACUCCAGCAGCAAGUAAAAGCAAAUGGCACGGGCUUGACAGCGCUGAAGCGGGAGAUCUCAGAGCUUCGCAUCAAAGUGCAAGAGCAACAGAAACAACUCCAAGAUCAAGAUCAGAAACUGCUUGAGCAAACCCAAAUCAUAGGUGAACAGAAUGCCCGACUGGCUGAGCUUGAACGCAAGCUGCGAGAGGUGAUGGAGAGCACAGUAGGAAAUUCUUCAGGUUCUGGCUCAAAUGAACAAUCUCCUAGAAAACGGAGGAAGGCGGUGGAAUCCACAGACUGUCCUAGGAAAUCUAAACGCCUUCGAAACAGAAAAUAACUUGGGAGUAAAUGACACCUUCAGGAGGAUACACUGCUUUAGUAGCCCAAGCAGGUCUGCUUGUUUGGAUACUGUGACUAGCUUCAUGGUGUCACUUAGGCUGCUGGCUCUUCAAAACACCACUUAGACUUGAACAGUAAUUUUCUUUCAUUGAGACUUUUCCCCUGCUUUCUGUAUGGGUGGGCCUAAUGCACAGAAUCUUUAAGAUUUGCAAUAGAUACAUACUAACCAGACCUGCUCUGUUAUGUUUUGAAGGGUUAAUCUUUUUUCUGUGCAGAUGUGUUUAAAGUAAACUUAUUUGUGUUUAUGCAUAUGUUCACAUAAAAUCUUAAAUAAAUUCAGUCUUAACUGACUAAAAAGUUAAGCGUAAAAACAGAUGUCCUGUUCACUUGAAGGAAAGAUCCACUUUCAAAAUCUUGUUUUAGAGAACUUGACCUUUUUUGUUACAAGUGACCUUGUCUGGAAUGUCUGAAAAGUAGUUAAUACUUUUUGGGUAUCUCUGUAAUGAGUAAAACUGACUUCUUAAGCUACAGUAUUGGCUAUAUAUUUUUGUAAACUUACAAGGAAGGGCCUUCUAUCCAGUCUUCAAAUGCACACACCCUGGUUCUAGGUCUUGGGAGCCAUAUUCUACAUUUGCAUGGAUAGAUGCAUGUACAGCUUAGUCAGCCUGCUAAAAGCUCUUGCCUGAAAUUGUUCUUAACUCUGGGAGAGAGUACAGAGACCUGUAAAGCAAUUUCUUUGUUCCUCAGCCGUAACUUAGCAUCUGCUUUCAGCACAACUGCUUUCUUACAAGGAGGUGGUCUUACGAAGCUAGUUGCAGGAGAGUUUGAACCCAGGCUAUCUGCCACUUUCACUGCCUGUAAAUUGCAGGUAUUGUUAGCCAAAGCUGGAGAAUUGAGAAGCUGCCUAUGCAUCACUUGAUUCAUAGGCCAACACCUAAUAAGUAUCAGACAAAUUGUCCCUACAAUAACCAAGCUCAGGGGGACACCAUUUAAAUGAAAUGUUGUAUUAUGGAAAAACUUAA
Molecule: messenger RNA, 2077 nt
Organism: Gavia stellata (red-throated loon)
Lineage: Eukaryota; Metazoa; Chordata; Aves; Gaviiformes; Gaviidae
Gene: FBXO28
Product: F-box protein 28
Exons: 5
Coding region: 1-1053 (350 amino acids)
Biological process (GO): protein polyubiquitination
Molecular function (GO): protein binding
Source: RefSeq, a predicted model, not a curated record